This is a messenger RNA of Fusarium sp. VM40, 3474 nucleotides long. The record is from the annotation of a GenBank genome assembly. Lineage: Eukaryota; Fungi; Ascomycota; Sordariomycetes; Hypocreales; Nectriaceae.
AUGCCCACGGUCGACGAUGGCUUCGAGGCUCUCCUAGAGCCUUUCUACAAUGGAAAGAAGCUCACCGAUCCUAUUUCCACAAAGGAAGACAAGUUUCAGCUUCUGCCAGCCUUCCUCAAAGUCAAGGGUCUUGUUAAGCAGCACAUUGACUCAUACAACUUCUUCGUCGAGCAGGAGAUCAAGGAUAUCGUACGCGCCAACAGAACCAUUCGAAGCGAAGUGGACAGCAAUUUCUGGCUUGAAUUCACCGAUAUUCGAGUAGAUCGUCCCAGACGUCAGGAUUGGCAAGAUGCCAAGUCGCAUACCGAAGUCACUCCCAUGGAGUGCCGUCUCCGAGACAUGACAUACGCCGCGCCCAUUCUCGUCGAUAUCCAAUACAUCAGAGACAAGCAAAGGAUUGUACGAAAGAACGUGCCCUUGGGGCGCAUGCCAGUCAUGCUCAAGAGUUCCAAAUGUCGCCUUGCCGGAGCCAACAACACAGAAAUGGAGGAGAUGAACGAAUGUCCGCUUGAUCCUGGUGGUUACUUCAUUAUUGGUGGUACGGAGAAGGUCAUUCUCAUCCAGGAGCAACUGAGCAAGAACCGUAUCAUUGUCGAAGCAGACGAGAAGAACAACAUUAUUUCGGCUUCAGUCACCAGUUCUACACACGAAAGAAAGUCCAAGACCUAUGUCACGCUCAAGAAGGACAGGAUUCUCCUCACACAUAAUGUCCUAGUCGAGGGCAUUCCUAUCGUGAUUAUCCUCAAAGCUUUGGGUGGAUUGUCAGAUAUGGAAAUCAUGCAACUUGUUGCGGGAUCCGAUGGAAGAUACCAGGAUGAAUUUCUGGUAAACUUCGACGAGGCGACCAAGGUUGGUGUUUUCACCCAGCACCAGGCGUUGGAGUAUAUUGGAACCAGGGUCAAGAUGGGUUCUCGCAGAGGUACAUUCGGUCCUCAAGUGCGCCGAAACCACGUCGAAGAAGGCCUCGAUGCCCUCGCCAAUUUAGUGAUUGCUCACGUUCCUAUUGAGGGUCUGGACUUCUACCCCAAGGCUAUCUACGUGGCUAUGAUGACCCGAAGAGUUCUCAUUGCCUCUCAUAACCCCAAGCUGGUCGAUGAUAGAGAUUUCGUGGGAAACAAACGACUUGAGCUUGCUGGACAACUUCUCUCACUCCUUUUCGAAGAUUUGUUCAAGCAGUUCACAUCUGGAGUUAAGAUGUCGAUUGAUAAGUUUUUGAAGAAAAACAACCGCGCAGUUCCCCUCGACGCGGUUCAUAUGAUCAGCAAUCACGCCAACAAUAUCGGAUACGGAAUCAACCGUGCCAUCCAAACAGGAAACUGGACAGUCAAACGUUUCAACAUGAACCGUGCUGGAGUUACUCACGUCCUCAGUCGACUCAGUUACAUCGCUGCACUUGGUAUGAUGACCAGAAUCAGCAGUCAGUUUGAAAAGACCCGAAAGGUUUCUGGUCCUCGUGCGCUUCAACCGUCGCAGUGGGGUAUGCUGUGUACAUCAGAUACACCUGAAGGUGAAGCCUGUGGUCUGGUGAAGAACUUGGCUCUGAUGACACAUAUUACGACCAACGUUGAUGAAGAGCCUGUCAAGCGGUGGAUAUUCACGCUCGACGCUGGUGUUGAACCUAUCCGUAACUUUUCGGGUGCUGAGAUGCAUCGAGAGGGGAGCUAUAUCAUCCAUAUAAACGGUACACCAUUCGCUCUAACACGGUAUCCGAAACGGUUCGCCCAAAAGUUUAGAACCAUGCGUCGACGCGGUUGGAUCUCUCCAUUUGUUGGUAUAAACAUCAAUACUCACUUCAAUGCUGUCCACAUCGCCACUGAUGAAGGAAGAAUUUGCCGGCCGUAUAUCAUUGUCAAGAAUGGUAAGCAGAAGCUUAAGCCAGAACAUCUUCGCCUGCUUCAGAUGGGCAAGGCCACAUUCGACGAUUUCUUGAACCGAGGAAUCGUGGAGUACCUUGAUGUGAACGAGGAGAACGAUGCACUCAUCACUAUCUACGAGCACCAAGUGACACAGAGUACCACUCAUUUGGAAAUCGAGCCGUUUACUGUCUUGGGAGCUGUUGCAGGAUUAAUUCCCUUCCCUCACCACAACCAAUCUCCCCGUAACACUUACCAAUGCGCUAUGGGUAAACAAGCCAUUGGUGCAAUCGCUUACAACCAGUUUAACCGUAUCGACACCCUUCUAUAUACCCUUGUCUACCCCCAAAAGCCUAUGGUUAUCUCCAAGACCAUUCAACUCAUUGGUUACGACAAACUCCCUGCGGGUCAGAACGCCACCGUCGUUGUCAUGUCGUUUUCAGGAUACGAUAUCGAAGAUGCUCUGGUUCUGAACAAAGCAUCAGUCGACAGAGGAUUUGGUCGAUGUCAAGUCUUCAGAAAAUACACGACAGAAUUACAAAAGUAUCCCAACGGACGCAGGGAGCGUAUUGGAGACCCCGAGAACGAAGGCGAAGGCAAGGUCAAGCACCGCAUUGCGAAACACGAGGCGCUGGAUGACGACGGUCUGGCAAUCGUUGGAUAUAAGGUCAACAACGGUGAGGCCAUGGUCAAGAAAGAGACACCACUUGACCAAACCAGCACUGGCAUUGGACUGGACCGUGGCCCUGGCGAAUUCCGCGACUCAUCGGUUUCCUACCGAAUCGCUGAUCCGGCAUAUAUCGACAAGGUGAUGAUUUCCCAGACAGAAAAGGACACAACAGUUAUCAAAGUCCAGACUAGACAGACUCGACGCCCCGAACUGGGUGACAAGUUCUCGUCUCGUCACGGUCAGAAGGGUGUUGUUGGUAUCAUCGUGGAUCAAGAGGACUUGCCCUUCUCUGACAGCGGACUGAGCCCUGACAUUAUCAUGAACCCCCACGGUUUCCCCUCGCGAAUGACGGUCGGUAAGCUUCUCGAGUGCUUGACAGGCAAGGCUUCCAUUGUGCACGGCCGCCCUGACUACGGUUUCGGUGAUGCUUUCCGCUCUCACCCACUGGAGGAAAUGAGUCAAGUGCUUGUUGACCAUGGAUUCUCAUGGGAGGGCAAGGACUACUUCACAUCGGGCAUUACUGGAGAACCCCUGGAGGCCUACGUCUUCAACGGACCCAUCUACUACCAACGCCUUAAGCACAUGGUGCAAGACAAGAUGCACUCUCGAUCUCGUGGUCCCCGAGCAAUUCUGACUCGUCAACCCACAGAAGGUCGUUCCAGAGAUGGUGGUCUGCGUCUGGGAGAAAUGGAGCGUGAUUGUCUGAUCGCUUACGGUGCCUCCCAGCUUCUGCUGGAGCGUCUCAUGAUUAGCUCUGACGGCACCGAGAUUGACAUUUGCCAGCAGUGUGGUCUGUUUGGAUACAAGGGUUACUGUCACACAUGCAAGAGUACCAGGGAGGUUACCAAGAUGACGAUGCCGUAUGCAGCAAAGCUGCUGGUGCAGGAACUUAUCAGUAUGAACGUUGGAGUACGACUCCAGAUGGAUGAUGAAUUUCCCCACCCCCGGUAG